UGUGCAUAUCCGAGAACGAACGGAGGGUGGUUUCGAAGGAAGCCUGGGAGAAACUCAAGCAAUACUUUCCAAAGGCCCCUGAAUUCCCAAACAACAGAGAGUGCUGUUCCCAGUGCAAGGUUCUGGAGCGCGAAGGGGCGGAAAAUGAAGCUCUGCAUAAGAUGAUGGCCAGCGAGCAGAAGACUUCUCUCCAGAACCUGUUCCACGAUAAGUGCAGGCCCUGCCUGGGCAGCUGGCCUCAGGAGACGGAUGAGCUGUAUAUUGUUUCGCAGUUCUUUGUAGAAGAAUGGAGGAAAUUCGUCAGGAGGCCGACGCGGUGCAGCCCGGUGUCCUCGGUAGGCAACAGCGCUCUUCUGUGCCCCCACGGCGGCCUCAUGUUCACCUACGCUUCCAUGACCAAAGAAGACUCCAAACUUAUAGCUCUGAUAUGGCCCAGCGAGUGGGAGAGGAUUCAAAAACUCUUUGUGGUGGAUCACGUCAUCAAAAUCACCCGGGUGCAGGCUGCCGGGGCGGACCCCGAGAGCGCAGUUUACGUCUCCGAGCCCCAGCUCUGUCCGGAGUGCAGAGAGGGGCUGUUGUGCCAACAACAGCGGGACUUGCGUGAGUACACCCAAGCAACCAUCUACAUCCAUAAAGUGGUGGAUAACAAAAAG
Molecule: messenger RNA, 653 nt
Organism: Eurypyga helias (sunbittern)
Lineage: Eukaryota; Metazoa; Chordata; Aves; Eurypygiformes; Eurypygidae
Product: ubiquitin carboxyl-terminal hydrolase 48-like
Exons: 6
Source: RefSeq, a predicted model, not a curated record